Molecule: messenger RNA, 1037 nt
Organism: Vicia villosa (hairy vetch)
Lineage: Eukaryota; Viridiplantae; Streptophyta; Magnoliopsida; Fabales; Fabaceae
Exons: 8
Coding region: 1-558 (185 amino acids)
Biological process (GO): DNA-templated transcription
Cellular component (GO): RNA polymerase II, core complex; RNA polymerase III complex; RNA polymerase I complex
Molecular function (GO): DNA-directed RNA polymerase activity
Source: RefSeq, a predicted model, not a curated record
AUGGAUAGUCCAAAGUCGUUAUGGUUUGUGGAGUUUGGAAACGAUCCAAGUGGUGUAUUUCGUUCAGUUGAAGCCACUAUUGAUGGUGAAUAUGAAGGGAGAAGGAGUAAAAGAAGAUCCGACGACAACCAUCACGAGUCCUCCGUCCACCACCGAGCUGUUCAAGGCCGUCGUCCCCUCCGUUUGAGCAACCAUCAUCUCCGACGGCGAGGAACCACCACCGCGACCGAGAUCUCCUCCACUCCGGUCCGCCGACUUCUUUCAGUUUCCCGGAUCGUUGCACGGAGUGAGAAGUAUGGCAUGUACAUGCUUCUAGAUGUAAAUACAGAAAUUUAUCCUAUCAACAGAAAGGAAAGAUUCUUGUUGGCUUUGUCUCCAUCUCUUGUUUUAAAUACCAAGGAUGGCCCAGUUUCAAUUCAAGAACAGUUUGAAUACAUCAUGUAUGGAAGGUUAUAUGACAUCACAGCUGAUGGACUUUCACGUUCUCCGCCUGAAGAGAACACUUGCUAUGUGAGGCUAACAGAGCUCUCAGACAAAGGAUGGAAGGGUAUCAAAUAAAUUCACUCCAACUGAAUCUGAGUGGUGAAGAUAUGGGAUAUGGACAUCAUCAUCAUUAUCAAAUAAAUUCUUGGUGUCAUCUCUACUCAAAGACUUCCUUUCUCAUCAAACUCAUUUGAUAUGGCUCAUUGCUCUAGAUGCCUUAUCCCUUGGACUGGAUUUGGUCCAGCAUUGGUAACAACAAAGGAUGCUGGAGAUGCAGUAGCUUUACUUCAGUCAUUAGCCGGCUCCACUUAAAGUUACAUCAAAUUCUUGGAGAGGAAAGAGGAAAGAUUCAGCUCAAUGUACUUCUUUUUAUUUUCAAAUGUCCAGUUUCUAGGUAGAGUUUGUUUGGUGGUGCAAAUUGUAAGAGGAAAGAUAGAGUUAGCUUUGUCAAUGGAUUUUUGUUGUUUUUAAGUAUUUAAUUUAGCUCUUGUUUUGAAUCCCAUGGUUUUGAAUUUGGGAAGACAUCAAAACUUAAUUAUCUAUAUUUUAUCGAA